Colletotrichum abscissum is the source of this 300-nucleotide messenger RNA. RefSeq lists its product as uncharacterized. The record is from RefSeq and is a predicted model, not a curated record. Bases 1 to 300 code for a protein of 99 amino acids. NCBI's taxonomy places the organism in Eukaryota, Fungi, Ascomycota, Sordariomycetes, Glomerellales, Glomerellaceae. The transcript has 2 exons.
AUGGCGGCUGGAGAUAUUGAAUAUUUGGCAGGGCUUGGUGCCCUGAUCACCAUAGCCGCUCUCGCCAUCGAUCCCAUUUCUCAAGCCAUGUUCGAACACAAAGGAUGCAGUCGUGCCGCAGAUUCUGUCAACGGCAUCAUAGCAGAGAUACCGAGAGCGAAUCACUACACAGUUGGUCCGAUGGACUCCGGCAUCGUAAAGGGACUUGCUGAACCUCGAGAGUUGGCUUCCUUGAUCAACGUCAAAUGCGCUACGGGCAACUGCACCUUUGGGAACGGGGACAACGGAAGUCACUUCUAA